This is a messenger RNA of Striga asiatica, 1623 nucleotides long. The record is from the annotation of a GenBank genome assembly. NCBI's taxonomy places the organism in Eukaryota, Viridiplantae, Streptophyta, Magnoliopsida, Lamiales, Orobanchaceae.
GCAGCUAGUCACCUAUUUUAUAGUUUCAUUACAUAAAAUGAAGUCAGACUUGUAUUAGUUGGACAGAGGCAUAUCAGCUUGACAUAUUUGAAACUUGAUCAAGCUUUAAUGUCAAAAUACUUUUCAAUCUCAAUUAAUUAUAUGCAACCCUUGAAUUUUCUUGAUCUCCUUCAAAUUAAUCAACACACCUUUAGGUUCGUUCCUGCCCUUAAUCGUCAUAUGCUCAAACAUUAUUGGUUAAAAAAUAAGCAGGUCACCUCACUUUUUUACCCCCAAAUGCCGGAUGACUUUUGAAAUUUCGAAAAUGAACAAGAAUUUUGUGUCCAAAAAGGAAAAAGAAAAAGAUAACUGAUAUUGGGUUAUUUGUUAAACUGGGUUUUGCUUGGCUGCGUUUCUGAGAACACACAACAAUGGCAGCUGGGACAACAACCAGGAGAAUUUCAGCAGCCUCAGCUAGGGUUCAUACCCGAAAAUCGAAACCCACGACUUAUUUGAAAAUCUCAGGUAUAUUCAAGAAAAUUCUAUUCGUCUCCUUUGUGGGAUUAUUUGCGUGGGCUUAUCAAGCAACACUACCUCCUAAACCCAAGACGUGCGGCUCGCCAAACGGGCCUCUAAUCACAGCACCAAGAUUACAGCUCAAAGAUGGUAGAUUCUUGGCUUACACUGAAUUCGGAGUCCCAAAGGACAAAGCGAAGCACAAAAUAGUCUUUGUUCAUGGUUUUGAUUGUUGCAAGCACGAUUUUUCUGCCAUAACUUCACAACUCUCCUCGGAUAUCGUGGAAAAUGAGGAAGUGUACAUUGUCUCAUUCGACAGACCCGGUUAUGGAGAGAGUGAUCCGAAUCCUAAGCAGACAGUGAAAAGCAUUGCUUUUGAUAUUGAGGAGCUUGCAGAUCAAUUGGGUUUAGGAUCGAAGUUUUAUAUUGUUGGGUUUUCUUUGGGUGGACAGAUUGUGUGGACAUGCCUCAAGUACAUUCCUCAUAGGCUUGCGGGAGCAGUUUUGCUAGCACCGGCUAUUAAUUACUGGUGGCCAGGCCUCUCUUCAAGCGUGACCCGAGAAGCAUAUAAGCAGCAGCUACUGGAGGACCAAUGGGCCAUGCGUGUGGCCCAUUAUGUGCCUGGGCUCAACUACUGGUGGAAUACCCAGAAAUUAUUCCCCGGUUUUAGCCUUAUUGCUCAGAGCCCUAGAGUACUUUCCCGCCAAGAUGCCGAAUUAAUUCCGAGGGUUAUCUCUAUACGGGAGGAGUAUCAAGCACAGGUAAGACAACAAGGGGAGUUUGAGUCCCUCCACCGAGACCUAGCAUUCAUGUUCGGGACAUGGGAUUUCGACCCAACGGAUUUAAAGAAGCCAUUUUCGGAAAAUGAUGAUGAAGGGCCGUUUGUCCACUUAUGGCAUGGUGACGAGGACCGAAUUGUCCCCGUCACAUUGCAACGGGACAUUGCCCGUAAGCUUCCGUGGGUUCGCUAUCACGAGCUAACGGGCGCCGGUCACAUGUUUCCUUUUGCAGAUGGCAUGGAUGAUUCCAUCAUUACAACACUUUUAGCUGGAAAAAAGUAAUGGAUUUUUCAUGGGGAGUGUGUGUAUGGGGAGAAUGGAUUUUUCANGUUGUUGUUGUUCUAUGCUU